UGACAGGUUGACAGACAAUAGAGCCAAAAAAUAAAUAAACUUGCGAACUGUCAGCGUAUCUGAAUUUAAUAGUAAAGUUUUUAAGAAUUAAAAUAAAUUCAACAGCGUGUUUGAAACAUAGAAUCCAGUCAUAGUUACUAAAUAAGCUUGGUAUAGUCAUAAAAGUAACCAUGCCUGGCCCAGGGAAGCACUUUCGUGGCAAUCGUAAAGGUUCGAACCAUUCAAAUCCGCACACAUUGGCAUCUGUUGCGCGGGAAACUGCAGCCUCCUUGCCCGCUGACAGUCCCGUCCUGGCCAUCUUCAAGGAAGCUGCUCGCAAACUGAACGAGCGACAGGACAGACACGAGCGACUCGUCAAAUUGUCGCGCGACAUCACCACAGAGAGCAAGAGAAUCAUAUUCUUGUUGCAUUCUCCUAUGACAAAGGAAUCUGAAGAGAAAACCCUAGCUGAAGCAAAGGAACGGAUACAAAAGCUAACCAAUGGCCUGAUCAGAAGCAUUGGCUUAGAGCUAGAGUACAGUCCAGCACACCUCCACUCCCGGGCAGUCACAGCUGGCUUCCAGGAGUUCAUAGAAGCCAGGACACUGCUGUCCCUCAUGACUGACAAGAGAAUCAUCACAUACCCUGAAGUACAGAAAGAAUUUGAGUAUUACAUUUUAGAUGAUGAUUACCAACGGCCACUGGUCACCAUGUUGCCAGAAACUGAUUAUAUGUUGGGUCUGGCGGAUCUCACUGGAGAGCUGAUGAGGAAGGCUAUCAACAGCAUAUCUAGUGGAGACAGCGAUGAGUGCUUCCAUGCCUGUCAAGUUGUCAGAGAUCUUUAUACUGGUUUUUUGGGUAUAACAGGCAGUCGUCUCCUAGUCCGCAAGUUGGCAACCACGCGCGCGAACGUGAACAAAGUGGAGAUGGCGGUGUACGCGCUGCGAGUGCGCGGCGGCGAGGCGCCGGCGCCGCUGCUGGCCGCCGCCGCCAGCGCCGCCGACUGGGACGCGCCUGCGCUCUCCGAUGACGAAGGAUACUACUAAAUACUCAAAUCUGCCCGCCGAGGCUCUUUUGGAGUAAGGAGUUCCUUUUCCGAAUGUGUUAAAAAAGAAUUUGCGUCAUCUAUUAAAAGAAGAGAGGCUUACCUCCCCACUCAGAGACAUUUAAU
Molecule: messenger RNA, 1150 nt
Organism: Helicoverpa armigera (cotton bollworm)
Lineage: Eukaryota; Metazoa; Arthropoda; Insecta; Lepidoptera; Noctuidae
Gene: Trax
Product: translin-associated protein X
Exons: 4
Coding region: 171-1025 (284 amino acids)
Cellular component (GO): nucleus; cytoplasm
Molecular function (GO): RNA endonuclease activity; RNA binding; sequence-specific DNA binding
Source: RefSeq, a predicted model, not a curated record